Molecule: messenger RNA, 2145 nt
Organism: Trichomonas vaginalis G3
Lineage: Eukaryota; Parabasalia; Trichomonadida; Trichomonadidae
Product: (trans)glycosidase family protein
Exons: 1
Coding region: 1-2145 (714 amino acids)
Source: RefSeq, a predicted model, not a curated record
AUGAAUACCAUGAAUAUUUUGUUCAACCUCGAAAUUCCCGAUCACGGGAAGAAAGUAGUUCAGAUACGCAUCGAGAAUGAAACUUAUGAAAUGAACAAACUUCCAAAUACAGGAAGUAAAAUCAAAACAGCGCAUUUUCAAGCGUACGUAAAGCUAGAAUGGCCAAAAACCUAUCCACAUACCUUAAAUUACUCGUAUUCAUUCGAUUCUUUUCGCCCAAGAACUUUAAUUGUUCGUUUUCCUGCAAAUACAGACCUAAUUGUCAAUGAUACAGAUGAAAUCAAACAAGAAUUGCAAAAUUUCCAUCAAGUUAUAUUCUACGUCAAUAUAAAUAUUGUCACAGAUAGUACUGUUUUAAUUUUAUCUCCAUUUCCUUCUUUCUUAGUAGAUAAUAGAUUUGUUGAUCAUGUUCAGAUGACUAAAGUCAAAACAGGAUGCUAUUACUGCAAAGUAUUUCUUUCAGCUGAUAUGUUAUUCCCAUUACAAUACAAAUAUCUUGUCGUAACUCCAUCAAAAAUUGAAGAAAAGGGAAGAUCUCAUGUCCUUUCCAUCAUAUCUCCUAUCGCCGGCAAGACAAUAUACGUCAUUGACUAUUUUAAUCACUCAAUUAUACCUCUUCCUUAUUUUCCUCGUCCAUUAUACCCUGCAAACGCUCGUCCGUUUGCAACUAUCAUGCAAAUCGAAUAUAUACCAGAUCAGCCUGCUGCAUCUUCACUGGUUCAGCUUUCAAACGCGAAACCAGAACCAUUACUUCGAGAUGUCGGAUUUAGAUUCACGAAAAACGUUGCAGGAUUCUCUACAUACAGUAAAAUAGCUAUUGGAUCUCGUGCUGAGACAAAUGGUCCUUCUGUUACAUGGAAUCCAAACGAUGCCAACGAAUUAGUUCAAUUACCAAUGAAAUACGACAUUGUUUCCAUCAGAGCGAUCAAAGGUGUUCCUAAUAAACGCUCUUUCGGUAUCUUUGUUCAACUUUCUACGCUUAGAUCAUCAAUUAAUUCCAAAGUUGGCGAUUUCUCCAGCUUGUUUAAGAUAAUUGACUUCGCAAAGAUGUGUGGAAUUGGACAUAUCCAUGUCGGCAUCGAUAGAAUCAACGAUAACAGGUUAAUUGACCCUGUUUUGUCAAGUAUUCCUGUAAAUCUCUCAGAAGCUAAGGAUUUAUCAGAAAUGAGAGCAAUCAAACUCAAAGCCCUUCAAGACCAAUUCGCAAAAUGGGAUUUGAAGAGUUCUCAAGACAAACAAUUUAAUGAUUUCUCAAAAAUCUAUGGUUCAUUCCUUUCUCCGUUCUGCAAUGACAAAUUUUCAUUAUUUACCCAAUAUAUACUCCAUAAAGAGCUCCAACAGAUCUCUUCUCAUGCUUUUGACCUCGGAAUUAAUUUAAUUAUCGACGCAAUCGCAGAUGGAGUCAACGGAAGCCUUGAGAAACAGAUACAGUUGUUUACCCCGUAUGCCCAGUACAUUAAAAUCGUCAAUGCAUCGCUUUGUUUCUCGCCUGUUACAAUUCAUGACAUGUACAUUCAUUUUGGAGAGAUGUCAGCCACGGCAAAGAAGUUCUUGACCAUUAGAGGAUCGAAUGUCCAGCUAAAUGAGAAUUUAUCCAACAAAAUUAUUAGCGAAUGCGGAUUACCGGCGGAACAGAUCGGUUCAUUCGUUAAAAUGUUCGAUGAGUUCAAGAAAUUAUUUACACAACCUAAAAGAGCAUCAAUUACUGAAUCUUUCUUCCAAUUCUUCAAACAGAUUUCGAAUGUCGCUCCUUGCACAUUCAUUAUGGACCAAGCCGGCCUUGAACUUGUUCCUAAUGAUAAACUUAAGGAGAUCGGAAUCAUUCCUUGUGACGAAAACAACUUUUUCGAGCCUUCUUUCCUUUCUCCUGAAUUUUUGACUGAAUUCACUGAAUCAGAGCUCCAAAACGCGAACAGUCAGAUUGUCCAGAGAAUGCACACAGCGCCUAUCGCAUGUACUGUUUAUUUGCUGGAUUUGCUCAGAGUUGUUUGCGGAAAUAAGACUCCAACUGUUUCUCCAAUCCAAUCUGUUGUUGGACAUCAGAGAUUUGUUUUGUCUAAAUCUUGCGAUGAAUUAAUUAGCGAUGCAGAGAUAACUGCUCAAAUCAAGAGCUUAUUAGUAGAUACUCAUAUUAUUUGGAUUUAA